Syzygium oleosum is the source of this 3145-nucleotide messenger RNA. RefSeq names its product disease resistance protein RUN1-like. The annotation marks the transcript as partial. The transcript is spliced from 6 exons. Gene Ontology annotation, biological process: defense response; signal transduction. Gene Ontology annotation, molecular function: ADP binding; ATP hydrolysis activity. The record is from RefSeq and is a predicted model, not a curated record. NCBI's taxonomy places the organism in Eukaryota, Viridiplantae, Streptophyta, Magnoliopsida, Myrtales, Myrtaceae.
CUGAGAGGCAUUCUGGUUUUUCUUCUCCGGCAGCCUUGAAAGCAAAAAUCAAGGGCAGAGUCAGGGCAAAGACGAGAUGCAUCGUCCCAUUUUUGGGCAUUCUUUUGCCGUGCUCGUGGCACCCAUCCUUCUCUCCGUGCUCGCGUUCAAAUUUCUCAAUAAGAAGAAAGCUGGCGUGCGUGGAAAUGCAAAAGAUGCUGAAUCUGGCGCAUCCGGUUCGUCAAUUGCGCCGCCGACGGAAGCUAGUUCCAGUGGAUCUAGUUCGUUCACCGCACCAACUAGAAAUCACUAUGAGGUAUUCUUGAGUUUUAGAGGACUAGAUAUUCGAAAAGGCUUCAUCGAUCACCUUUACAAUGGGCUCAUUGAUGCUGGAAUUCAUGCUUUCAAAGACGAUAAUGAGCUUCGCCAAGGCGAGAAGAUCGGACCAGAUCUUUUGGCAGCCAUCAAGAACAGUAAGAUCCUAAUCCCCAUUCUCUCUGUAAAUUAUGGUGAGAGCAGUUGGUGCCUAGAUGAACUGGUUCAAAUAAUGGAGUGCAAAAAUAAUAGCACGGGGCAUAUAGUGUUGCCCAUAUUCUACAAAGUGAAAGUAGCUCACGUGCGACAUCAAAUCGGGAGUUUUGGAAAGACAUUUCGGGAGCGUGAAAGCCGUUUGCGCGAGAGGGGCUUCGACCCUACGAUUUUGGAGAAGUGGAAGCAAGCACUCACUGAAGUCAGUUCCUUGAAAGGAUUGAACGCUGAUGGGUAUGAAGGAGAAUUGGUGAAAUCGGUUGUCCGAAAAGUCUUGAACGAGUUGAAGAAAGAGUUUCAGUUGGUUAUUUCUGAGAAUCUGGUCGGAAUCGAUAGACAUAUCGAGAAGGUUAUGGAAUUUGUCAAUAACAAUUCUCGUGCCACCCUAUUUGUGGGCAUCCACGGAAUGGGAGGUAUUGGUAAGACAACUCUUGCUAAAACCAUCUACAAUAAGCUCUCCAACAAAUUUGAGCAUCGUAGCUUCAUUGCUGAUAUUAGGGAAUCAUGUAAGCGCAAUGGCCUUGAAUACUUGCAAAAUCAAUUAAUCUCUGAUAUAUUGAAGCAUAGCAAUCAAGUUUCUAAUAGGGAUGAGGGGAUUAGGUUUAUCUCAUCCAAGUUUGAAGGUAAGAAAGUCAUAAUUCUUCUUGACGAUGUGGAUGAUGAUGAUCAGUUGAUGGCUUUGGCUGGAAAUCACAAUUGGUUUUCUUCGGGAAGUAUAAUCAUUAUUACCACCAGAAACAAGAGUAUUCUUGACAAUGCCGAGGUGGACUGCAACUAUGAACUUGAGGAAAUGGAUAAGGAUAUAUCUUCGAUUUUGUUUAGUAGACAUGCAUUUAGAAAGGAUAUUCCUCCAAGUGAAUUUGAGGUCCUCACUCGUGAUGUUGUAUCCGCCACCGGAGGGCUUCCCUUAUCUUUGGAGGUUUUGGGUUCAUUUCUACGCGAUAAAAAGCCAAACAUAUGGAGAGAUACGAUAAAAAAAUUAAGAAAGGUCCCUCAUAAGAAAGUGCAAGAAAAGCUAAAAAUAAGCUAUGAUGCACUAGAGGAAGGAAGAAAUGAUAAGGAACGAGUCUCAAUAAGCAACCCCCUAUACCCCACUUCGUCAACCACGCCAAUUGAAAACCAUUACGAGGUGUUCUUGAGCUUCAGAGGUAGAGAUACUCGAAAAGGCUUCACAGAUCACCUCUACAAUGGGCUCAUCAAUGCUGGAAUUGAUGCUUUCAAAGAUGAAAAAGAGCUCCGAGAAGGCAAGAAGAUCGGCCCAGAUCUUUUUGCAGCCAUAAAGAACAGUAAGAUCCUCAUCCCCAUUAUCUCAGUGGAUUAUGGUACGAGUAGUUGGUGCCUGAAUGAACUGGUUCAAAUAAUGGAGUGCAAGAAUAAUACAAGGCAAAUAGUGUUGCCUAUAUUCUACAAAGUGGAACCAUCUCAUGUGGGACAUCAAAUCGGGAGUUUUGGAGACGCGUUUCAUAAGCGUGAGAGGCGUUUGCAGGGUAGGCGUUUCGACCCAAUGAUAUUGAAGAAAUGGAAGCAAGCACUUAAUGAAGUCAGUUCCUUGAAAGGAUGGGACGCAGAGGGGCAUGAAGGAGAAUUGGUAAAAUCAGUUGUUCGAGAAGUGUUGAGUGAGCUGAAAAAAAAGUUUGAGUUGGAUAUUCCUGAAAAUUUGGUCGGAAUUGAUAGUCGUGUGGAGAAGGUUGUGAAAUUCGUAGAUAAUAAUUCUCAUGCCACCCUAUUUGUAGGCAUCCACGGAAUGGGAGGCAUUGGUAAGACAACUAUUGCUAAAACCAUCUACAACAAGCUCUCAAAUCAAUUUGAGUAUCGUAGCUUCAUCGCUGAUAUUAGGGAAUCAUGCAAGCAUGGCGUUAAGCACUUGCAGAAUCAAUUAAUCUCUGAUAUAUUGAAGCAAGAAAAUCAAGUUAGUAAUAAGGAUGAAGGGAUUAAGUUCCUCUCAUCCAAGUUUAAAGGUAAGAAAGUGUUGAUUCUCCUUGAUGACGUGGAUGAUGAUGAUCACUUGAAGGCGUUAGCUGGAAAUCAUAAGUGGUUUUCUUCGGGAAGUGUGAUCAUUAUUACCACUAGAGACGAGAGUAUUCUUAACAAAGCUUAUGUGGACUACAAACAUGAACACGAGGAACUGGAUAUAGAUACAUCUUUGAUUCUGUUUAGUAGACAUGCGUUUAGAAAGGAUGCUCCUCCGAGUGAAUUUGAGGUCCUCACUCAUGAUGUUGUAUCUGUCACUGGAGGGCUUCCAUUAUCUCUUGAGGUUUUGGGUUCAUUUUUGAACAAUAAAAAGCCAAAUAUAUGGAGAGAUACGAUAAACAAGUUAAUGGAAGUCCCUCCUCAGAAAGUGCAAGAAAAGUUAAGUAUAAGUUAUCGUGCAUUAGACUAUAAACAAAAACAAAUAUUUUUGGAUAUUGCUUGUUUUUUCAUUGGUACUAACAGGAGAAUCGCAUCCUACAUGUGGGACGCAUGUGGCUUCUUUCCAAAUGAGGGAAUUGAAGUAUUGAGAUUGAUGUCAUUAAUAAAAGUUGGAGAUGACCAUAAGCUCAGAAUGCAUGACCAAUUGAGAGAUUUCGGUAGGGAUAUCGUCCGCAAGGAAAACGAGAAGGAGCCUCAGUACCGUAGUAGGUUAUGGGACUCUGAGGAG